CGACCGACAUUCCUCUCUCGGUGUUCCUUCCUGUCCCUGUGUUCACGGCUCCGAUCUGGGAGACGAGCCAGUAAUGGAGCUUUAGCUCUCUUGAUCUCCCUAGUCUAUCCGCGAAUCCUCAAGUCCCUACAGAGGAGGAGAAGCAGCUGCGAAGAUGGCGGGGAAUGUGCUGGGGACGGCCUUUGAUCUGAAAUCGGGGCAGAUGAUAAUGGUGGCUCUGCUGUUAAUGGUCGGCUCCUUCUAUGCCGGAACUCUAUUUGGAAACAAUAAGUACCCCAUUUACGUCCCUGAGGUGGAGCAGUUCAAUUCCACUUCUCCUUCUCCUGGGGUCUCGAAAGUUGCAAUAUUCACAAACAAAGUUGAGCUUACCUACAGAAAAGCGCCACCUUUCAUUCCAGAAACUGGGAUGAAUGUGUGCCCGCUGGCAUACAACGAAUACAUCCCUUGCCAUGACAUUUCUUACGUGAAGGAGUUGCUUCCUAAGUUGAACUUAUCCCGGAGAGAAGAGCUAGAGAGGCACUGUCCUCCCCCUGAAAAGCAUCUUUUCUGCUUGGUCCCACCGCCAGAAGACUAUAAGAUACCAGUGACAUGGCCCACUAGUAGGGAUUAUGUGUGGCGGAGCAAUGUGAAUCAUACCCAUCUGGCUGAGGUAAAAGGAGGGCAGAAUUGGGUGCAUGAGCAUAAGCAGCUGUGGUGGUUCCCUGGCGGUGGCACUCAUUUCAAGCACGGGGCACCUGAAUAUAUUCAAAGGUUAGGGAAUAUGACUACUAAUGAGACAGGUGACCUACGUUCUGCAGGAGUGGUUCAAAUUCUGGAUGUUGGUUGUGGGGUGGCCAGCUUUUCAGCUUAUCUGCUUCCAUUAAACAUACAAACAAUGUCUUUUGCUCCAAAAGAUGGGCAUGAGAAUCAGAUUCAGUUUGCUCUAGAGCGUGGAAUUAGUGCAAUGAUCGCAGCUAUAGCCACAAAACAGCUGCCUUACCCAACAGGCUCAUUUGAGAUGGUUCAUUGUUCAAGAUGCCGUGUCGAUUGGCACGAGAAUGAUGGGAUUCUACUUAAAGAAGCAAACCGCCUUCUGCGCCCUGGUGGAUAUUUUGUAUAUUCAGCUCCCCCUGCAUAUAGAAAGGACAAGGAUUUUCCUGCUAUAUGGGAUAAACUGGUGCAUUUGACCGGAGCUAUGUGCUGGAAGCUCGUUGCUCAACAGGUACAAACUGCAAUUUGGGUUAAACCAGAAAACUGGUCAUGUCUUGUUCAAAAUGCCAAGCAGAAGCUGAUAGAGAUUUGUGAGUUAGAGGAUGAAUUGAAACCUUCAUGGAAUACUCCACUGAGGAACUGCAUACAAUUAAGGAGCCCCCAGACAGACUCAAAGAAGCUUCCUCCCCAACCUGAACGCCUUUCAGUAUUUUCAGAGAGUGUAAAAAGAUUAGGUGUUACUGAAGAAGAGUUUGUCUCAGACACAGCAUUUUGGCAAGAUCAAGUCCAGCGUUACUGGGAAAUGAUGAAUGCAAGUUACUCAGAUAUAAGAAACAUCAUGGACAUGAAUGCAGUAUUUGGUGGAUUUGCUGUAGCUUUGAACAAGUUGCCCGUUUGGGUAAUGAAUGUUGUUCCUGCAAGCAUGAAUAACACCUUGUCCGCCAUUUAUGACAGAGGCCUUAUUGGUGCUUUCCAUGACUGGUGUGAGCCAUUUUCCACAUAUCCGCGAACGUAUGAUCUGUUGCAUGCAAAUCAUCUUCUCUCUCAAUAUAAAGACCAAGGAGAUAGUUGCGCUUUGGAGGAUAUCGUUUUGGAGAUGGACCGCAUGUUACGUCCACAGGGAUUUGUCAUAAUCAGAGACGAGGAGUGGACAGUAUCGAGAAUUAAGGACAUUGCUCCCAAAUUUUUGUGGGAGGUCAAAUCCCAUCCCCUGGAAAACAAACAGAAGGAGAUGGAAACUGUGUUGAUAUGCAGAAAGACAUUUUGGUCGAUCUCAUAGGUUGUCCUUUCUGCAGUAGGAUUUCUUGUGAGGUCGUGUGUCUUGGUAGCAUUCUCCGUGUUUCUGCAUAUAAUGUGAGUUCAAAGGAAUCUGUGACGCCUCAUAGGCUAUAUUUGUUGUAUUUUAUGUUCAUUCGGAACACGUGAUGUACCUCCUCCGAAAGAUUCUUUUAUCACUAAACAUUCUUUCAUUGCACGAGAA
This is a messenger RNA of Punica granatum (pomegranate), 2170 nucleotides long. Lineage: Eukaryota; Viridiplantae; Streptophyta; Magnoliopsida; Myrtales; Lythraceae. The record is from RefSeq and is a predicted model, not a curated record.